AUUUCCAACUGGCUUUGUAACUUUUGUAGUAUUGCCAUUUUAUUCGUGUUAAAAUUUAGGCCGUCCUACCUUGACCAGGGCUUGCCGCUCCAAGAUCGGCGUGGACGUUUUUAAAACUUGGUAACUGUAAAGGGGUGUUCCUAAAUGUGCCGCCACCCGAAAGCGGGGCGUUGACGUGACGUGCCGCCAGGGCCGCCAGCACGAAUCAUGUUUACGGUUAGUGUUUGGUUAUGUCAACAAAUAAUCUGUGGAUGAGUUGUCUCCAUUGUUUUCACGGCUCAACCGUGCAUUGUGACAUUGUGUCGGCUUUCCCUCUGAGAAAAUGAAGGAGGUAUACUAUUGCUGUGCCAUCAUUCUUUGCCUCUUUCUCCCUUACGUGUGUGAUGCUUACUUCACGUCAGAUGCCAGCCAAAGUUGCUUCUGCAAGCUUGAGGGUCAAAUUGAUGACUGCAGCUGCAAUGUCGACACUGUUGACCACUUCAAUAACAUGAAAAUUUUUCCGCGGCUUCAGAGCCUAUUAUCAGCAGAUUACUUUCGUUUUUACAAGGUCAAUUUGAAAAGAGACUGCCCUUUUUGGACGGAUGACAGUAGAUGUGCAAUCCGCUAUUGUAAUGUGCAAGCAUGCCAAGAGGAAGACAUACCUCCAGGUUUAAAGCAGUAUAACCCCUCCAUGAACUCAAUUUUUGGAAACCAAGAUAUGUCUUUGCGGGUAAGACAGUUCAUUGAUGGAAAUGAAGAUUGUGAAGAACUUGAGGCUGAUCUUAACGAAGAACUUGGGUACCUCAACACUACAAUAAGUGCCGCUGCUUACGAAGAAUUUGAAAAAUGGCAAGCUCAUGAUGCGCUUGAGAACUUCUGUGAAGUGGAUGAAGAUAAGGAUGCUCAAUAUGUAGAUUUGUUGCUUAACCCUGAGCGUUAUACAGGGUACAAGGGCAAAUCAGCCCACAGGAUAUGGAACAGUAUCUACAAGGAAAAUUGUUUCAGACCUGAAAACCAUUAUGAUGCAUUUAUUCAGUCCAACCAAUUAAACAGAAUGUGCUUGGAGAAAAGGGUCUUUUAUCGAGUCAUCUCAGGAAUGCACGCAAGCAUCAAUAUCCAUCUCUGCUCCAAAUAUCUGUUAUCAGAUAAGGAAUCGCUCAUUUCACCUGGUGGAAAGUGGGGAGCCAAUCUAGAAGAAUUCAAACGUCGAUUUAGCCCUUUGACUACAGAUAACGAAGGCCCACACUGGCUUCGCAAUCUGUAUUUCCUAUAUCUCCUGGAGCUACGAGCACUAGCCAAAGCAGCACCAUACUUAACUCAUGAAGAAUUUUUCACAGGUUCUGAUAAAGAUGAUCGAGAUGUAAGAGAUGCAGUGAGAGAUCUCCUAUCAGUUAUUAAGUCUUUCCCCAACCAUUUUGAUGAAAGCACUAUGUUUACUGGUGGGGCUCAGGCAACAAAAUUGAAAGAUGAAUUUAGACAACAUUUUAGAAACAUAUCUGUCAUCAUGGAUUGUGUCGGGUGUGAGAAGUGUAAACUUUGGGGCAAGCUGCAGGUACAAGGUAUUGGAGCAGCUCUGAAAAUUUUGUUCUCAGGGAAGUUUGAAAGCCUUAGCCCUCCCGGCCUACAGCCUGGCCAGAAAGCUAAAAGCCAGUUCCAGCUGCAGAGAGGGGAAAUAGUGACACUUUUUAAUGCAUUCGGAAGGUUGUCUAACAGUAUAAACGAACUAGAAAUGUUUAGAAAAUUAUUAAGGGAGUAAUUUUGACUCUCAGAGCUGUGACUGCGGGCCGAGAAAGAUUAUGCAUCACACUGUGAUAUUUACUACAUUCUGCUGCAAAGCAACAGGGCCAUUCUUUUGAUUCAUCUAGUGAAAUUGGGUUUUGUGAUGGAGCAGCACUGUGCUUGAUUGUGUGGCAGCAAGAUUUUCUACUUUAAAAACGAUUUUGUUAAGUAAUUUGAUGUUAAGUUUUUCCAAAAUUAUGUGCUAUUGGACAAGUUUAAGUUAUUGUCAAUUACAAAUUAAUGUGUUAAUGAUGAAGGAAGUCUAUUUAUGUUAAGUUACUUAGAACUUUGAGAGUUGUCUGGAUCAGCAGUAUACAACAUCUUAAAGUGUACUUAAUGGCUGACAGAAUUCGUUAGAUGUUUUUUCUACUAUUAACUCUUUUCAGAUAAUGUUAUAAAAAUCUUUGCUGAAGUUCAACUGUAAAAGAUGCAAGCAUGGAUACAUUAUUUGGCCCUUUAUUGAAAAGUGUGUAUUUGUACCUGAUACAAAAUGGUUUAUUCAAUGUAACACUUUUAAACUUACAUGAAUAUUCAUUUCAGCAAAGAUUAUAGGCGGAUUCAUACAGAGUUAAAAAUUCAAACUUUCUGGUUAGGUCCUAAGGUUUGGUGGUCCAAGUGGGAGCUGUAAGGCUACAAUACUAGGAUUUUCAAAGCAAUGGAAUGUUAAUGCGCAGUUUUGUUGCGUAGACUUGUUAACUGCAAUGAGAAUUGCCCUUUACUUGGGGGUAUGUUCAUUGAUUUUUAUUUUUCACUGACUAAUAUUUCCUGGAUACUCUAAGUAUCCAACCUCUGUUUAUCUUUUUAAAAAGUUCAGUUUUCCUAAUUAUUUUUGUAGUAUUGUCUGUGAUAGUACUGUACCUUAUUGAUAAAGAAGUAAAAUACCAAAAUACCUAUGUGAAAGUGGUUCCACUAGUAUGUAUUCAUGAGCCUCUUCAUUAGUACUAAGUGUCAGUAACCCUCAUGUAUCCAAAUUCCGUUUGUUAAAACGUUCUAUUCAUUUAGGUAACAAUACUUCCAUGAUUAAAAUAGUGCUUUAUAAUUAAUUUAUUAGCAUUACCAAUACUUUUGCGCCUGUCUGACGCUUUUCUCUUUUUGUCUGUAUAUUUGAAUGUGGUUGUGAUUUAUAGAUAGUUUGACAGUCACAGGUCCAAGUGCUUAUUAGUAUGAUAUUUUGACUGUCCUUCCAUGUCAAUCGUUUUUCAAAUUAACCUGCAGUAUAGUUCAAGCAAUACCUUUUUUAUUUUUUCAGUUUUCAAACUGGUUGUCAGCUCUUUAUGGUUUCCAUGACUCUGAAUCCAUUUGUCUUUUAGAGUAGUUUUUAGUAACCUUUGUUUUAAAGAUGUCAAUUAAAGGGUGUGUACUGAGAUUCUUAUUCAGUUUGUGAUUUAAGCAGCUUACUUUGGAGGGUGCUAGCAUAAAUCAAAGGGGGAGAUACCUGAGAUCCCAAUCAACUACCAUGAUACCUGCAUUGCUGAAUUCGGCUCACACGGUUGGCGUGGAUCUCAUACAAAUCAACUUGUGAGCUUUAUUUUACUUUUGUUUUCCUGCACUUUUAAUUAUUUAAAGGUAUUUAUUUAUGUGUUGUCUAUCACUUGUUUUUGUUAUGUGUGAAGUUUGUUUUAAGAUAUAAUGCUCACGCACGUGUGUCAUAGACUGGAAGUAUCUUAUCAACCCAUGUGAUCAUAUUGAACAGUUAUUUAUCUACGUGCUUCAAAUAUAUUUCUUAUGUUCAGAUAUUGCA
Messenger RNA from Thrips palmi, 3499 nucleotides. RefSeq names its product ero1-like protein (gene Ero1L). The record is from RefSeq and is a predicted model, not a curated record. Gene Ontology annotation, cellular component: endoplasmic reticulum membrane; endoplasmic reticulum. The transcript has 12 exons. Gene Ontology annotation, biological process: protein folding in endoplasmic reticulum. NCBI's taxonomy places the organism in Eukaryota, Metazoa, Arthropoda, Insecta, Thysanoptera, Thripidae. Gene Ontology annotation, molecular function: FAD binding; protein-disulfide reductase activity; thiol oxidase activity. Bases 323 to 1735 code for a protein of 470 amino acids.